AUGUAAAUGUGCAACAAUUGACAUCAUCCCAUCACAAGUUCCCCAGUGAUUUCAUCAGUAAAUAAUGUUUUGAGUACGAGUUUUGUCUUACCAACAUCCUUUACAAGCAGCAAAUGCAAGCUAAAGACUUGCUAAUUGAGUUUGGUUUCACCACAGCGCAGUGAGGGCACUGACGCGAAUGAAGCUUCUCUGGGCCAUAUUAUCUAGUGGCAGCUGGCCAGCUAGGCGAGAAGCCAGCUGCUGUUGAAUCAACUGUCAAGGAUGUUCAGGAGCCCCCAGGUUCUAACUUGGUCUUGUCCUAUAAGGCCAUUGCUGCUAUUGAGAGAAUCCCACCUCUCUGCUUUCUCUGAGCACGCUGCUGCUGGAUGGCAGGGUGCAAGAGAUGUGAAGGGAAGGAAAUAUGAAGAGUUCUGUGAAUGUAAGGACGGGUCAUCCUUGUCCACAGAGACUGUAUCCCGUUCAACACAGUGGUCUUUAGUUAACUUGGACUGUGAUAAUCAGAUUAAGAGGGUGGCUUCAUUUCAAGACCUUUCAUCCAAAGCAGUUUUGUCCAGUCAUCUUUACCUCCCUCAAGUUUCUGCCUCUGCAAAAGCCAAACGGGCAUCUGACUCUUGGAAAUGCACUGUAGUGGAAGAACCUCAAAACCUCAGAGCUGCGAGCACUUUCACACAAUGUUUAAUCAACCCAAAUUGCCUUCAACCUUGGAGAAGGCCUAGGGACAUUUACAAGACUUCACUCAGUUUCAUCUUUGCAACUCAGUGUAACCUUCUUCAAAGCUAUGUAUAUUGCAGACAGCACUUUGUUAGACCUUUCAGCUCGUUGACACAUACGCCACAGAUUUUGUACCACUCUCGCAGUAGGCAACAACCCUCAAGCUUCUCUUCUCACAAAACCAGAGCAGUUCAUCAGGCUGCCCCUCGCGUGGCAGAUUCCUGGAGAGACUGUCUUUCCCUGAAGAAUGAAAACAGGUGUAGACUGAGCCUGGGGCCCAACUUGAAGCUGUAUAACGUGGACAAGGGGGAAAAAGGGACAAGUCACAGCCAGGGAAAGAACCAGGGGAGAUGGGCGUCAGUUCUGGUUUCUCUGUGCUCUGUUGAGGGGGAGCCAGCAUUUCUCUUCACUUUGCGCUCCAGCACGCUGAAGGGCAGGCACAAGGGUGAUGUCAGCUUUGCAGGAGGAAAGAGUGAUCCAUCAGAUAGAGAUUUGGUGGCCACCGCUUUAAGGGAAGCGAAGGAGGAGCUGGGCGUUACUGUGGCAACCGAGAAGGUCUGGGGCAUCUUGAAGCCUCUCAGAGACAGGUCAGGGAUGAUGAUAGCGCCUGUGCUGGCUAACCUCGGUGCCCUCGAGGAGUUGUCCUUCAAACCAAACCCUGGAGAGGUUGAGGAGAUUUUCACCUUGUCCUUGUCCCACUUAUGCAACCCUCAGAACCGUGGCUACACACACUUCCGCACCGGCGACAAGUAUGGAUACACUCUCCCAGUGUUUCGUAACGGGAAGCAUCGAGUGUGGGGUCUGACAGCCGUCGCUCUAGACCAUACCCUGAAACUUAUCGUCCCUCUUUAGCAGCUCAAUUGCCAUUUGUUUACAGUACACUUACAAUACUGAGGCACACCUUUUAACGGGACUCACAAAUUUGACUAUGACAUAUGAGCAAGCAAGCUUUGUGUAGCAAAUUCAUGUCAAGAAUCAGUGUGAAUACAAAAUAUUUUCAUUCAUGAAGGUAAAUUUCAUUUUUUCAAUUGUGCACUUUCUGAACCUCGGAUGUCUAAGAAUCUCUCUUGAAUGGAUCAUGUGUAUAAACAUGGUGGCCAGCUGUGAUGAUGCCACUGAAUAAAGGACAGGUGUUGUGUGAAGUCUCAGUCAUGGCUGUAUUAAGACAGCGUUCUGAGGAAACCUGUCAACCAGCAAACCGUGCACACCGCUUUUAGAUUGCCCGUGGCUUGAGAGAGGACGUUAUGACGUCAUACGCGACCUUUGGGUGUGGAGUCUUUACAUAUUUCACAACAAACUGUCUUUAGUGACUUGAAAAAUUAUCUUAUAAAUUAACAAACAUAUGUGUAAUUCAUGGCACAAUUCCAAGCAGUGGUCCACCGGAAGGGGGUGGACCUUGCCUCUCUAUGAUAGAGAUCAUGGCUUCCAGGGUGAUUUAGCUCACGGCCACUUUUGAUCUCACAGUAAAACAAAUCUGGACAGCUAUAAACACUGAAAUGAUACAAGCUAAUCAUGUGGUGUUUUGAUGCAAUAAAGGUUGUUGUAAAGGUA
Etheostoma cragini (Arkansas darter) is the source of this 2262-nucleotide messenger RNA. It is a transcript of the gene nudt8, whose product is annotated as nudix (nucleoside diphosphate linked moiety X)-type motif 8. The transcript is spliced from 5 exons. Bases 262 to 1563 code for a protein of 433 amino acids. The record is from RefSeq and is a predicted model, not a curated record. Gene Ontology annotation, molecular function: coenzyme A diphosphatase activity. Lineage: Eukaryota; Metazoa; Chordata; Actinopteri; Perciformes; Percidae.